Molecule: messenger RNA, 1905 nt
Organism: Aspergillus terreus NIH2624
Lineage: Eukaryota; Fungi; Ascomycota; Eurotiomycetes; Eurotiales; Aspergillaceae
Product: mediator of RNA polymerase II transcription subunit 17
Exons: 3
Coding region: 1-1905 (634 amino acids)
Biological process (GO): regulation of transcription by RNA polymerase II
Cellular component (GO): core mediator complex; mediator complex
Molecular function (GO): transcription coregulator activity
Source: RefSeq, a predicted model, not a curated record
AUGCCCGACUCUCUCAGUCUUCCUCUGCGACCACUCAUUGAUAAGCGCGAACACCAGGACUCGCUGCCGGUGGAGAUCGCCCAGAUCAACGCUCAAUGGGGAGCCUUUCGCGAUGUCAGUGAGGACAGUCUCCGCGCGCAGAUCGAAGCCGAUAAGCAUAAGGAUCCUUGGGCGGAGGAUGAAGAAUCUGACGGUCAAUCCGCUGCGGAUGUCGAUACAUCCGAGCGUCUAGAGCAACUGUACAAGCGACGGGCAGAGAUCACCAAUUUCGCACUACAGGCUCAUAUGGAGGCUAUGUUCGCCCUUGAUUUUGUCUCCCUCCUUCUCUCCAAAUAUGCACCCCGUCAGGCCGAAACGUCCAUGUCCGCCAUCCUGAAGCAGGUCGCUCCUCUUGGCUCCCUCAAUGCCGAGGUUGUCAACCCGCCUCCUAAACCCGAAUCGACGGCGAAAGAUAUCAAAACCGUGUCCCGUGGCUGGAGGCUACAGAACUUCGAUGCCGCCGCCAACAGGUUACUCGACGCCGCGACACGGCUGGAAUCCGAGGUCGCGUCCGAGACACGGUAUUGGGAGGAAGUACUUGCGGUGAAGAACAAGGGCUGGAAGGUGUGCCGGUUACCGCGGGAAAGACAGGCAUUGGGGGUUCAAUAUGGGUUUAUGGAGGCGACCCCUAUCUUCCGCGACCGGGGACUUGCAGCGUUGCGACGGGCCGACGAUGGUCGCUUGUUUUUGGACAAAGGGCUAGCACCACAGCGCACGCGCAUGCUGCGAGUCAGAGUGAAACAUUGUGGGGGCAUUUCUGGCUGCUCCAAGGUGCAGCCGGCGGUGACUGAAGACGUUGAAUCGAUUGAGAAUCGCAUCCUCCAGGCGCGGGAUACGCUGUACGAGGAGGAGCUGUUCCAUGAAGUGUUCCGCGAGGCGAGAAUGCUGGGCAAUCAGGGUGUCAUCACGCGGCAAAACCUAGUCCAGAUACCCGUGUCGGAGGAGCAGGAUAUUCUUCUGGACUUAGUAGACGACCAGGAUCUGCUGUCUGACGAAACUCCGAUGUCCCAUGAACACGACACACUCGCCAAUGCGAUAUCCCACUCCAUUCAUAUCCUCCUGGCUUACGCCCACCGUCAGAACCUGCGACGCCGCACGCAACCCCCACCACCGUUGUCUACGAAACGCCGACACACCCCCGAAUACCUACUUUUGCGACCGGUCAUGGCAUACCUCCAGCAUAGUUCGCAUGUGCGAUGGGUAGAGUCGUUCCUGAACGAUAUUCACCGGGUGCUGCAAUCUGCAGGGUUACAGUGCGAGUUCAAAGCCACGCCUUUCUCGUCCAUCCGCCUGCCCACGAAACACACCAUACCUACCGUCGAAGCUCUCGUGCAAACCUUUUUGGCGCCACUUGAGUCGACCUUUUCUUGCAAGCUCCCUUCCUCCCACGGCUCUUUCAGGGUGCGGGUGCGCACAAACGCGGUAGUGCCGCCGUUUGGUACCCAUUUCGAUAUAUCGGUGGACAUGCCCGAAUACCCCGAUAUCCAGCCCCCAAGCCGCAUUGGGCUGCAGGAGGAGGUUGCCACAGCGUUGACUCAUUUGACUAUGCUGGAUAUUCUGACCGCCAUUCGCCAAGACCAAAAGUCAGCAGUUGAGCCGAGCGAAGACAGCAAACCGACGGAGCAAUGUUUAACAUGGUCUGCCGUCUAUCCGCACCACGGCGAGCUGGUCGCUCUGUCGCCUACCGGUCCAAACAAGAAGAUCAAGGUGGAGCUGUCGGCGCAGGGAUUGUCGGUGCAGAGUUAUACCAUGCGUGGAGAGUUUACAGAAUCCAUUGACGAGAAGGCUUCGCGGGCGCAAAGCUGGAAACCGGAUUCCACGACGCCUGGUUCGCCUGGUCUGAUGGAGUUUGUAAGAGCGGUCUAG